UUCGACACUUACAUUUAUUUUUCCACUUUCAAAAUUAUUUCUAUUUCUCAAGUUCUAUGUAACCGAAUGUACCAGUCGCACUCAAUCCGGGACAUCUCCUUGUCAUUCUGUCAUUCGCUUUCAUCACUAGGCGCGAUUCAACGCGAUGCAGGGCCUUGCCUGGUCAGAGAUCUGCUACCUCUUCUGUUGCCCACCUUUCCCAAGUCGGAUCGCAGCAAAACUAGCCUUCCUCCCUCCAUCCCCGACCUACUCGUUCCAACCAUCACCAGACGCCACGUCACACAGCCUCCAUCUGACCGAGCGAAGCGAGUGGCAGUACACACAACGCGAACUCGAAGGCAUCGAGGUCUUCACGACGCGCAGCCGCCGCAACAACACGAUCGCCUGCAUGUAUGUGCGCUGCUCGGACGACCCGCACUACACGAUCCUCUUCAGUCAUGGAAACGCGGUCGAUAUCGGGCAGAUGUCGAGCUUCUACGUUGGUCUCGGCUCGCGCAUCAACUGUAACAUCAUGUCAUAUGAUUAUUCCGGCUAUGGGGCGAGUAGCGGGGCCCCCAACGAGAAGAACAUGUAUGCGGAUAUUGAGGCGGCGUGGAAUGCGUUGAGAAAGCGAUACGGAAUCAGCCCGGAGAGUGUGAUUUUCUAUGGGCAGAGUAUUGGGACGGUGCCGACGGUUGAUUUGGCGUCGCGUUUUGAGGUUGCGGCGGUUAUCCUUCAUUCUCCGUUGAUGAGCGGAAUGAGAGUGGCUUUUCCGUCGACGAAGAGGACGUGGUGUUGGGAUCCGUUUCCGAGUAUCGACAAGAUAUCGAAAGUUCAGUCACCCGUUCUCGUCAUCCACGGCACCGAAGACGACGUGAUUGACUUAUCCCACGGUAUGGCAAUGUACGAACGUGCACCCAACACCGUUGACCCGCUGUGGGUUGAAGGAGCCGGCCACAACGAUGUAGAACUAUAUGGACAAUAUCUGGACAGAUUGCGCAAGUUCAUACAAGAAAUCAAACAUUUGGGGCAAGAACGGUCGAGUAGACAGUCAGCGAACGGCCAGGCACCUUCAGAAGGAGUUACAUCGAACAGUUAAAGUCAAAUGGGGCAUAGUUUCUAACCAUUUUGAUUUGGGAGAUAUUACAGUCAUUUGAGAGUUAUUUUGUUUUAUGGGAGUUUGGGAUUAGUAUAUAGUGUAGUGUAGAUGGGCAUGUAUAUGGUAGUGAUAUCAACUUUAUAAAAUCUGUAGUAACGUUUGAAAUUGAUAAAUUUGGUUGUA
Messenger RNA from Corticium candelabrum, 1261 nucleotides. RefSeq names its product alpha/beta hydrolase domain-containing protein 17B-like. The coding region runs from base 146 to 1078 and encodes 310 amino acids. The transcript is spliced from 2 exons. Lineage: Eukaryota; Metazoa; Porifera; Homoscleromorpha; Homosclerophorida; Plakinidae. The record is from RefSeq and is a predicted model, not a curated record. Gene Ontology annotation, cellular component: plasma membrane; endosome membrane. Gene Ontology annotation, molecular function: palmitoyl-(protein) hydrolase activity. Gene Ontology annotation, biological process: protein depalmitoylation.